Messenger RNA from Elephantulus edwardii (Cape elephant shrew), 1305 nucleotides. It is a transcript of the gene SH3GL2, whose product is annotated as SH3-domain GRB2-like 2. The record is from RefSeq and is a predicted model, not a curated record. Gene Ontology annotation, cellular component: presynapse; glutamatergic synapse; cytoplasm. Gene Ontology annotation, biological process: synaptic vesicle uncoating. Gene Ontology annotation, molecular function: protein binding. Bases 58 to 1011 code for a protein of 317 amino acids. The transcript is spliced from 8 exons. Lineage: Eukaryota; Metazoa; Chordata; Mammalia; Macroscelidea; Macroscelididae.
GUGAGUGAGAAGGUUGGAGGAGCUGAAGGAACCAAGCUAGAUGAUGACUUCAAAGAAAUGGAAAGGAAAGUGGACGUCACUAGCAGGGCUGUGAUGGAAAUCAUGACUAAAACAAUUGAAUACCUUCAACCCAAUCCAGCUUCCAGAGCUAAGCUCAGUAUGAUCAAUACCAUGUCCAAAAUCCGUGGCCAGGAGAAAGGACCAGGCUACCCGCAGGCAGAAGCCCUGUUGGCAGAGGCCAUGCUCAAGUUUGGGAGAGAGCUUGGAGAUGACUGCAACUUUGGCCCAGCACUGGGUGAUGUGGGGGAGGCCAUGAGGGAACUCUCAGAGGUCAAGGACUCUUUGGACAUGGAAGUGAAACAGAACUUCAUUGACCCCCUUCAGAACCUUCAUGACAAAGAUCUGAGGGAAAUUCAGCAUCACCUGAAGAAGUUGGAGGGCCGACGCCUGGACUUCGAUUAUAAGAAGAAACGACAAGGCAAAAUCCCAGAUGAAGAGCUCCGUCAGGCUCUGGAGAAAUUUGACGAGUCCAAAGAGAUUGCUGAGUCAAGCAUGUUCAAUCUCCUGGAGAUGGAUAUUGAGCAGGUGAGCCAGCUCUCGGCACUCGUUCAGGCCCAGCUGGAGUACCACAAGCAGGCAGUCCAGAUUCUGCAGCAGGUCACCGUCCGACUGGAGGAAAGAAUAAGGCAAGCUUCCUCCCAGCCUAGACGGGAGUAUCAGCCAAAACCUCGGAUGAGCCUGGAGUUCCCCCCGGUGGACAGCACUCAGCCCAAUGGGGGCCUGUCCCACACGGGCACUCCCAAGCCUGCAGGUGUCCCAAUGGAUCAGCCCUGUUGCCGAGCUCUGUACGACUUUGAACCUGAAAAUGAAGGGGAAUUGGGUUUCAAAGAAGGUGAUAUCAUCACACUCACCAACCAAAUUGAUGAGAACUGGUACGAGGGGAUGCUUCACGGCCAGUCAGGCUUCUUCCCCAUCAAUUAUGUGGAAAUCCUGGUCGCCCUGCCCCAUUAGAAUGUUCUGCUGGCUGGCUCGCCUCCUCUUGACCCAGAUAGUUCCGUUUAACCACGGCUUUGGCAAUGCUGCUUAAACACAUCCCAAGUGCAGGCCACAGUGGAUUGGGUCAUCCAGCUCCGCUGAGUACCUGUGGGUGACGUGUGCAUUCCCACAGGGUCAUGGUGAAGGAUAGUAUCUUCGUACCUGGUGGGCAUGGCAUGUGCUUUUUAAACACCGUCUGAGACCAGCCAGUAGCCACAGAACUGCUGUUCACUCAGUUCUCAGGAGGCAGUGGCUUCUUAGAAAAUAACC